AUGACUGGCAGUAUUUUCUAUGCAUGUUCUUCUGAGAAAAAUGAUUUACGCUCUGAAUGUAAUUCUCGGCGUCGCCGUCGGCAAAUAUCGGGCGGCUUGCCUGCUGGAUACGGUAAUCCAAGUGGUGCAAUUCCAGGUCAAUAUUACCAAAGCGUUAGCAAUCCAAAUGCUGGCCAUUAUGGUACAAUCAACAAUUUGAACCCGUCGGGAAACAAUUUAGUUUAUCCACAUCAUAAACAGUCAUAUGGCGCAAAUCACUAUGGUUCUAAUCAUAAUCUUCUUCCUGGUAAUAAUGCAUAUGGCAGUAGCUCAUGGCAAAAUAAUAACCGACCUGGUUCAAAUGGAUGGUAUUCAGGUGGAAUUGGUGGAAAUAAUAUUUAUCCAUAUAAUAACAACUAUCCAAAUUCAAAUUUGUAUAUAAAUGGUUAUUUUAAUAAUUGCUGUGAUAAUUUAAUAUAUCUUAUCAAAUUUGAAACUGGCAAAACAAUUGUUUUACGUCAACCAUUGAAAAUAAAUUCCUCAAUCGAAUUAUCAACAUCGUCAUUUAGAUUAAAUUCAAAUGGUUCAAUGCCAUAUUAUCCGAUGCAUCGGAUUGAACAUCAAGCAUGGAUACUUGAUUUAUUAAAUCACCAUCAACACAUCAAGCAUUUUGUACCAGAAUUAUUAAUAUUAAAUCCGUUGAAGAAUUAUUUGAUAGAAAGUUAUAUACCAGGUAUAGUCAGAGCAGUUGUACACAUUGGCGGGCCACCAGCAGGGCAAUUGGAGGCAAUUAUCCCUCCUGGAAAAAAUGUCAAGGGCAAUAAGCUAUUGCUGCAGUUAUUGCCCUGUGAAGAAUUGUAUUUCGCAGCAGAGUAUCUGUCCGACGUUCAAAAUAAAGAGAGAGAGCAAUUGCUGAUAGAAAAAUUUGACAUACAGUUUAAAUGAAGGAAAAAGUGUGUUAGGAAGGACAAUAAUUAUGAAGAGAAGCACGUUUGUGUUUGCACUACUCUAAAAAAUUUAUUAGCCACCUUCCCCCAAAAAAAUUUUUUUUUCGAUCCGCCCAUGUUUAUAUGGAAAUACCCUGCACAAUACAGCAAAAAUCAACUCAUAUAUCAUUAACACAGAAUGACGGAUGGUCCAGAUUAUUGCCGGACUUUGCAAGGCUUUUUUCUCAAGUUUGGCCAAACAAUUUUGUUUUGAUGCUGAAAGAUAGAGAAGUUUAGUUUGCCUAGAUUUUAGUCCUAUACACAUUUUGAAAUAAACAUUUUCCACUUUUCUACUGCAUUAAAAAUGCUGAAAGCUAUAAAAAGCAGAGUUGCGCAGUAGUAUCUAUAGAAUAAACCGUAAUUUUUAGUAUUCAUACUACCCAGUGAAAAAAAACGAGCGUGAUUCCGCAAGUUCCUGGGGGAAAAAUGAAACAUUUUCACGCCGGAAGUGAAAGUCUUCUGCAGGAAAAGAAGCACUUUUCCCGCCGCAUUCUGCAGGAAUCUUUCGAAAAUCUGAAGAACUCCGUUCUUUUCUUAGGGAAAAUUCCCGCCGCGUUUAAGACAUUUACGA
Messenger RNA from Didymodactylos carnosus, 1536 nucleotides. Lineage: Eukaryota; Metazoa; Rotifera; Eurotatoria; Philodinida; Philodinidae. The record is from the annotation of a GenBank genome assembly.